AUGGCCAAGCGAGUCGAGUCCCCGGCGCCACUGCGCCGACUUGCACCGAUCGAACUCUAUUCAUCUUGCCGUCACCAUAUGGGCAUUUACCGCAGCGUAACAGUAACUUGCCGUUAUAAUGCACCAUCACCUUCGCAGAAAAUCAACGCAGCUUUCCUAUAUCCCGCCCUGGGACGAGUCGUUUCUGCGCAGCCAAUGCUUCGAGUUGGCAUCUUGAAAGAGGAAACCAACGAAGCCACCUUUUGUCACAUCAAGACUGUGGACUUAUCAAAUCAUGUCUCCUUCAAGACCGUAGACCCAGUUGACACCCUGGAGCAAUACAACGAGCAGAUUGCCUCCCAACAAGGGUGGCAUCACGACCAGUUGUGGCAUAACACAGCGGAGAUUCCUCCCUGGCGCAUAGCCAUCGUAGAGCCAAGUGCAGCUGUUGUCGAGAAGUUUCCUCUUAUUCAGGACAUCAUUUUCUCAUACCACCACGCCCUUCUGGACGGCACGAGCGGCAAGCUAUUCCACCAGAACCUUUUGAAGGAAAUCAACUACCAACUCCACAAAGAAGUGAGAGCAAAUGGAACCACAUCACCAACUUCCAUCAUGCAAUUUCCAGACGCCCCUAGACUCCCCGAAGCCCAAGACCAAAUCAUCCAGUUCACAAAUUCGGCAACCUACCUCAUCAAAACUCUCUGGAACGAACUCGGUCCCACCAAGCUCCGGGCCAAGAAGAUCAUCCCCUGGCACGGCAAAUCCAUCGACUUUGCCAUCCCCUACGUCACCCGCACCAAACCCGUUGACUUCCAACCCGACGUGGUAGCAAAGCUUCUCAAGUCCUGUAGAGAGCACAACACCACCAUCACGGGUCUCUUCCACGCCCUCACCGUGGCAUCCUUCGCAUCCCGACUCCCCGCGAGUGAAGCGUCCUCCUUUUCGGCCGCAACGCCAAUCAGUCUCCGGCCAUUCUUGGGACCAAACGCAGAUCCAGAGUUGAAAGAUGCGCUACGUGUUCUAGUAACUUCGUAUCAGCACGAAUUCCCCGCCGACUUGGUCACCAGCCUCCGUGGCUCUCCAACGGCCGCAUCUCUAGACACCAACAUUUGGAAGAUUGCGCAGAGGGUGAAGACAGAACUCAUCAAAAGGGUAGACACUAUGCCUAGAGACGACAUCAACGGUCUCAUGAAGUACAACUCUGAUUGGUUCGGCUUCUUCCAAAAGAUGGACGGGAAACCGCGCAAGGACUCCUGGGAAAUCAGCAACAUUGGCGUCUUCAAAGAUACUUCAGCAACGCCGGGAUUCACAGUGUCAAGGGUGUAUUUCACCAACGGGGCCAUGGUUACCGGUGCACCGGUUGCAUUGGGCGUGGGCAGCGUGCCAGGUGGUAUGCUGACUAUCGCGUUUUCAUGGCAAGAAGGCGUGGUGAGUGAGGAGUUCGUGAAUAAUCUGGCGGCGGAUAUCACUUCCCUUGUUACAAGGUUCCAUGAGAAGGGGUUAUUUGGAGUGUGA
Messenger RNA from Pochonia chlamydosporia 170, 1494 nucleotides. RefSeq names its product alcohol acetyltransferase. The record is from RefSeq and is a predicted model, not a curated record. Gene Ontology annotation, molecular function: N-acetyltransferase activity. Bases 1 to 1494 code for a protein of 497 amino acids. The transcript is spliced from 2 exons. NCBI's taxonomy places the organism in Eukaryota, Fungi, Ascomycota, Sordariomycetes, Hypocreales, Clavicipitaceae.